This is a messenger RNA of Jatropha curcas, 510 nucleotides long. The record is from RefSeq and is a predicted model, not a curated record. Lineage: Eukaryota; Viridiplantae; Streptophyta; Magnoliopsida; Malpighiales; Euphorbiaceae.
AAAAAAAAGGAGGAGAGAAAUUGGAUAAAACUUUAUUGGAAGAAUGGAUGAAAGAAGCAAAGGCACCAGCUUUAGAGCAGAGCCUCAAGCUCUUCGAUGAGCUGAAAGACAAAGGAAUAAAAAUCUUCAUCGUCUCCUCAAGAAGUGAAACCCUAAGAUCUGCUACCGUUGAUAAUCUCAUCAAUGUUGGCUAUCAUGGAUGGUCCAGGCUCUUAUUAAGGGGUCUUGAAGAUCAGUCCAUGAAGGUUCAAGAAUACCAAUCUCAAGCAAGAAAAGAAUUGAUGGAUGAAAGGUAUCUGCUAUGGGCAGUCAUAGGAGCUCAGUGGAGCAGUCUUGAAUGUCUUCCUUAUGCAAAAAGAACAUUCAAGUUGCCAAAUUCCAUGUAUUACAUUGCUUAAAAUUAAGUUUUGAUUAAUUAGGUUAUUAAUUUGUAUUUUAUUUAUUUGAGUACCCUAGCUAGCUAGAUCUAUAAUUAAAUGCUUAUUAAAUAAGAAUUGAUCAUUGUUGUUA